Dreissena polymorpha is the source of this 1739-nucleotide messenger RNA. RefSeq names its product S-adenosylmethionine sensor upstream of mTORC1-like. The record is from RefSeq and is a predicted model, not a curated record. The transcript has 4 exons. The coding region runs from base 43 to 471 and encodes 142 amino acids. Lineage: Eukaryota; Metazoa; Mollusca; Bivalvia; Myida; Dreissenidae. Gene Ontology annotation, biological process: negative regulation of TORC1 signaling.
UUCAAGCGUUCAGCGGUACAGAUUGAGGAAUUACAGUUAAUCAUGACAGACUCUGAAAGUGUAAGUAGUGGAACAAACUUCUUAGAGCGGAGGGCUCGUGAAAGAUGGCUGAGUGAGACAGAAUGUCACGAAGAACACCUGAGACUCGCUGAUUACGUCAAGGGGGUCCAUGCCGAUCUGAGGAAGAAAUUUAAAAGUAGUUCAGGAGAGGGAGACCUGGAGAGGAUCUGGAUUGAACACUGCGGGAACAAGACUGUGUUGUCUCAAUAUGCAGACGCUAUGCACACCCUAGCAACCGAGCACUGGACCAAGAAUCAAGAAACCAGAAUAGACUGGUGUCGAGAGGUUACACAUGAGUAUUUCAUGAAGGGCGGACUUCAAAAGGUACUGGACAAAGAAAGAGAAAGCUGCAACAUGAAGAAACCAAAAAAAAGCUGCAGCUUUAAAAACAGAAACAAGUGCCUCUUCUGAUGAAACGAAGAAUACAGACGAUGAAGCUAUUACAGAAUAUAGGGUGUCCAAAAAUGACAGUGAAGACUUAUCAAUUUCUCUUCAGCAGCUCUCACAUAAAAGCGAAACUUUUGUUAGUGACGUUGAUCAAAAGUUGAUUCCUGGUCAGUUGUCAAACAUUCAUGAACCCUUUUUAGAAACAUUGAUCCCAAUGGGACUGCAGAAGCUAGUCUGAAGAGUUCUUUGAUUGACAGUGAGGAUGCAGUAUUGCCUGGUAGCCAAGCAAGAGAUGGCUAUGCCUUAGAUGCUAGCAGUUGUAUGGACAACACCACCUUUGCAGCUGGAACAUUGGGGGACGUCAUACCCCAGAAGUAUUCUUGCAGCAGAGUGUAAGUAUGGGUUGAAAAGUCUUCACUAUAGUCCCAAAACUAAUAGUAGCCUUCAGAUCUGGUACUCCUGUUAUCCUGUAAGUAUAACUGGCCCAAAAUACAGAAAUCCUGUAAGUAUAACUGGCCCAAAAUACAGAAAUCCUUUGUAUAACUGGCCCAAAAUACAGAAAUCCUGUAAGUAUAAUUUGCCCAAAAUACAGAAAUCCUGUAAGUAUAACUGGCCCAAAAUACAGAAAUCCUGUAAGUAUAACUGGCCCAAAACACAGAAAUCCUGUAAGUAUAACUGGCCCAAAAUACAGAAAUCCUGUAAGUAUAACUGGCCCAAAAGACAGAAAUUCUGUAAAUAUAACAGCCCAAAAUACAGAAAUCCUAUAAGUAUAAUUUGCCCAAAAUACAGAAAUCCUGUACGUAUUACUGGCCCAAAAUACAGAAAUCCUGAAAGUAUAACUGGCUCAAAAUAUAGAAAUCCUGUAAGUAUAAUUUGCCCAAAAUACAGAAAUCCUGUAAGUAUAACUUGCCAAAAUACAGAAAUCCUGUAAGUAUAACUGGCCCAAAAUACAGAACUCCUGUAAGUAUAAUUGGCCCAAGAUACAGAAAUCCUGUAAGUAUAACUGGCCCAAAAUACAGAUCUCCUGAAAGUAUAACUGGCCCAAAUAAAGAAAUCCUGUAAGUAUAAUUUGCCCAAAAUACAGAAAUCCUGUAAGUAUAACUGACCAAAAAUAACAGAUACAGAUGGCUGACACAUUUCUAGUGAGACCAGCUUGAUUUAGCAAGAAAUCUCUGUCCUUGUUAAAUGUGAUUUGUAAUUUCAUGAUAUUAUGCUACAUAUUGCAAAGAGCUGACACAUUUUUGCUGAGACUAGCUUGAUUUAGCUAGAAAUUGCAGUCCUUUUUUAAAAAA